AUGAUACUUGAUCCAUCGGCCCCCCACCCCCAUGUACAUACAGAUGAUGAAGUACUGGAAUUUUGGGAGAUGAUGGAAAGGAUGGUAGAAUUAACUGAUGUGAGCCAGGGUGAAGCCAAUGCUGCUCUUGUUGGCUAUGUGAAGAGAGCUUGUGAUAACUACAUGGUUUACAUCAAUUCUGAUACCGAUUUAUGUCGAAUGGCUGCAAUAUUCAUCGAUUCCAAGGUUUUUAAACAGAGGGAGGAGUUUUGCCUAAGUAAACUGCUGUCAUUACUGAGUAUUGAUCUAUUAGAAUUAAACAUGAAAUUUCUCAUAGCGUACAUUUUACUUUGGGACUCCAAGAAUAAUUUAAAUUCCUUGGAUACAAUGCUGAAUUACCAGGGGUUCAACGUCUUUUAUAAUACCUGCUACACCCAAUUUGCAUAUUUAAUCAAAUAUGGCGAGCAGCAGGAGCAAAGAUAUAACCUCCAUGAAUCAGAGGAGAUUGAAUUGAGAAUUAUUGAUGACAUGAAGCAAAUUUCCACCGUACUUUUAGAUUUACUCUUCCAAAUUUUCAAAUAUUGUAAAUGUACAAUGGAAAAUGUUCAAAUGAUAGAUGAUUUUUUUGUCUAUUAUUUGAUGGCUACUAUGAAAUCUGAUUCAGUUAAUGAUAAUGAUAUGUUCAAUAACGUUAAAUUUAGGCUUUCAUUGGCGUUAAAUGAACAGUAUAUGAUGUUUAGUCGGGAUUACGAAAUUGAAAAUAAAGUUUACAAGUACCUCUGUAACGAUACGAUGCAUACGGAUUUCCCAGAGUUAUUCCUACUAAAAUUUAACCGAGCACAAGAUAGCACCUUAAAGAUUAUGAUGUGCAAAAUUCUUUAUCUGAUUUUGAACAGUACAAAUGACCACGUUUCGAUGAAUUUCUUCUAUACCAAUGACUUAAAUGUCUUCGUGGACGUUAUGAUCAGAGAGUUACAAAAUAUUUCAGAUAAUGAUGAACUCUUAAGGAAUUACUAUUUGAGAGUGCUAACACCCCUUUUAAAAAACACUGAACUUUGCAAUACACAUUAUAAAAAAGACGAAAUUAACAAUUUGUUACAUUAUUUGACUCGUGUGGACAAUAUCUGUGGUACUGAUGUACCCACACAAGAACAACAGUUGACUUUAAAAUUAGCCAAUAAAUGUUUGAACCAAGUGCCAUGGCUCGAGACAAACGGUGACGAUUGGGAUUCCGAUUCUACGAGCGCUAGAUCUAGUAUUACCGGAAUAACACCUGUGACGAAUUCGACACCCACGGAUAGGCAACCACGUCAAUUGUAUUCUAACCCAGAAAUGGUAUACUCAGCAGAAUCACUCGGUAGGAGAAAGACAAGGCCUCCACCUCCACCUCCAGCUAGAAAAGUUCGUAUGCCAUAA
This is a messenger RNA of Zygosaccharomyces rouxii, 1395 nucleotides long. It is a transcript of the gene LDB17, whose product is annotated as Ldb17p. Gene Ontology annotation, cellular component: actin cortical patch. The record is from RefSeq and is a predicted model, not a curated record. Gene Ontology annotation, molecular function: Arp2/3 complex binding. Bases 1 to 1395 code for a protein of 464 amino acids. Gene Ontology annotation, biological process: actin cortical patch assembly; actin cortical patch localization; endocytosis. The transcript has a single exon. Lineage: Eukaryota; Fungi; Ascomycota; Saccharomycetes; Saccharomycetales; Saccharomycetaceae.